GGGAGAAAGUGGUGCGAACAAUUAUUACUUUUCACUUCUCGGAGCUUGGCCUCAUUUUAUUAGUUUUUAUCAUUCCUUUAACCUGCGUGCCCACAUAUGUUCAUAAUUCAUCCCUGCAGUUAGCACAACUAUCGUAGUCAUACUAAACUUUGGGUUUAUUCGAUUCUUUUCCUCACUCAUGAUCAUGGCUGUGAAUAAUGGAUCAUCACAACGGUGGAGCGAGAGAUUAGUUGGAAUGGCUUUGGCAAUUACUCUUGUUUUAUUCUCAGCCUCUGCUUCUGCUCAUCAACACUUUAACCAAACAAACAUUUAUCCCACCGCCGUUGGGGCAACCCAAACCAGUUUUCUUGCUAAAGUUAAGGGCUUUUUGUGGAACUCAUCUGGUUCUACAUACGAGCAUACUUGGCCGGAAAUGAAAUUUGGGUGGAGAAUAGUAACGGGAUCCAUAAUUGGAUUCCUAGGAUCUGCAUUCGGGACGGUGGGUGGUGUUGGAGGGGGUGGCAUUUUUGUCACCAUGCUUUCUCUCAUUAUCGGAUUUGACGCAAAAUCGGCUACAGCCAUAUCUAAGUGUAUGAUUACGGGUGGAGCAGCAUCGACUGUUUUCUACAAUUUGAAGCAAAAACAUCCAACACUUGACAUGCCAGUCAUAGACUACGACUUGGCACUUCUUUUCCAACCAGUGCUCGUGCUUGGAAUCAGCAUUGGAGUUGCCUUCAAUGUCAUUUUUGCUGAUUGGAUGAUAACAGUCUUGUUACUCAUAAUUUUCAUAGGAAUUGCAACCAAGGCAUACUUAAAGGGGGUUGAGACAUGGAAAAAAGAAACGAUUAUUAAGAAGGAAGCUGCUAGACAGUCACAAUUAAAUGGCACUGGAAGGACUGAAGAGGUCGCAUAUGAGCCUCUUCCUGGAGGCCCAAACACAACCAAUCACACAGGGCCCAAAAUAUCCAAGGCAAAGGGAUCUGUUCUUGAUAAUAUUCGUUGGAAAGCACUUGGAGUUCUUUUCACUGUCUGGAUCCUUAUACUUUCCUGCGAGAUUGCAAAAAAUCAGACUACAACUUGUUCAGUGGCAUAUUGGAUACUUAAUCUAUUACAGGUCCCUGUGGCAUUAGGAGCGACUUCAUAUCAGGCUGUGCUUCUGUACAAAGGGAAGAGAGUGAUAGCAUCGAAAGGAGAUCAACAAACAAAUUGGCGACCGCACCAGUUAGUUAUGUAUUCUGCAUGUGGCAUAUGCGCUGGUGUGGUUGGUGGCUUGCUUGGUCUCGGUGGAGGUUUUAUUUUGGGACCCCUUUUUCUCGAGCUAGGAAUCCCUCCUCAGGUGUCAAGUGCUACAGCCACUUUUGCCAUGACAUUUUCUGCAUCUAUGUCAGUCAUCGAAUAUUACCUUCUAAAACGGUUUCCCAUUCCUUACACUCUUUACUUCGUGGCUGUAUCAACAAUUGCGGCCGUUGUAGGGCAAUUUUUUGUGAGAAAGCUGGUUGCCUUACUAGGGAGAGCAUCAUUGAUCAUUUUCAUCUUAUCAGGGACCAUUUUUGUCAGUGCAAUAUCACUAGGUGGUGUGGGCAUAGCAAACAUGAUCCAAAAAAUUGAAAAUAAAGAUUACAUGGGGUUUGAAAACCUUUGUGCCUACGCAGCCUGAAUAUUAGAAUUUGAAUUACAGAUUCAUUAAGGGGAAGAACUACUUAAUUGACACUUUUCAAUUCCGAUUAAUUGUUUUCUUAAAAAGUCAGAAUUUUUUAUAGUGUUAAUGUCAAGAUUCAAGAUUCUUAGCACAGAAUGAUGUGUACUGUGUAGUUCUUUUAGCUUCCUCUGGACAUUAUUAUUAAUUUAAAUUAUUUGAUAGUAAAUUUUAUUACGAUAUGUUA
Molecule: messenger RNA, 1862 nt
Organism: Cajanus cajan (pigeon pea)
Lineage: Eukaryota; Viridiplantae; Streptophyta; Magnoliopsida; Fabales; Fabaceae
Product: sulfite exporter TauE/SafE family protein 3
Biological process (GO): protein ubiquitination
Cellular component (GO): membrane; Cul4A-RING E3 ubiquitin ligase complex
Source: RefSeq, a predicted model, not a curated record